Molecule: messenger RNA, 573 nt
Organism: Chaetomium fimeti
Lineage: Eukaryota; Fungi; Ascomycota; Sordariomycetes; Sordariales; Chaetomiaceae
Product: Alb1-domain-containing protein
Exons: 2
Coding region: 1-573 (190 amino acids)
Biological process (GO): ribosomal large subunit export from nucleus
Cellular component (GO): preribosome, large subunit precursor; nucleolus
Source: RefSeq, a predicted model, not a curated record
AUGGCCAAAGGCAGCAUCGCCAAGGGCAAGAGAGGCCCCUCAAUACACUCCCGCGCCGCGCGGCGGGCGACCUCACCGGGCAUCGACACGGACAAGUCACUCAAGGAAGUCCGGGCGCCACAAGAAUCCAUCGACCGACGGCCGGCCGUACUCGCGGCGCACCAUGCCGGGGGCGUGAGCAAGAAGGCCAAGUCGGGCCGCAGGUCGGUGCUGAGCACGCGGGCGCGGCGGCGGCAGGAGCGCAGCAUGGACCGGGCCGAGGCCGUCAUGGACCGCACCGCCGUCAAGGUGCAGAAGAGCAAGGGCCACGCCCGCGUCAUCCACGGCCGCCGCAAGACGUGGGACGAGGUCAACCGGGAGGCGUUCGAGCGCGAGGAGCUGCGCAAGCUCGGGAAGAAGGCCAAGGCGAAGAUGGAGGAGGAUGCCGCGGUGGAGGCGUUCUAUGCGGAUGAUGGUGAUGCUGAAAUGGAGGGUGCUGAGGAUGAUGGGGAGGGGAGUGCGGGAGAGACGGGGGCUGUCGCUGUACCAACGGCGCCCGAGCCAGUCGAUGUGGCGGAGGAGGAUAUUUUAUAG